Molecule: messenger RNA, 622 nt
Organism: Mucor mucedo
Lineage: Eukaryota; Fungi; Mucoromycota; Mucoromycetes; Mucorales; Mucoraceae
Exons: 3
Coding region: 113-601 (162 amino acids)
Biological process (GO): intrinsic apoptotic signaling pathway
Cellular component (GO): mitochondrion
Source: RefSeq, a predicted model, not a curated record
GUAAUGACGAGCAUUCUCCGUGUAAGUUCAUUGAAGAGAACUUAAUAGCUCCAAGUAUCUUAUGCCUAUCUUUUAGAGUUCUCAAAAGUGUUUAGCUUUGCAUAAACGUAGCAUGGCUACCUCGCCACUCAAAAAACAAGGAAAGUGGUGCGAGAAUUUAACAAAACCAGUGGCUGCUGAUAUGAUUGGUACGCCUGAUCCAAUUUCAAACCUUCGACCUGUAAAAUAUUAUAUACCUGAGAAUGAAACAGCCGACGAAAAAGAAUGGAGAGAGUCUUGUAUGAGAGUGGAUAAAUUUAAUGAGGAUUUCUGGCAUCAUAAUAAUACAAUGUUUGUCCAAGCAAAGGCAGAUUAUGAAGAUAAUUUAAAAGCAAAUGGACAAGAAGUGACAGCCGAAGCAUUGUCAGUGUUUUAUAAAGACUUUUUAAAUAAGGCCUACGAUCGACAAAUGGAAUACAACCGUACUUGGUGGAAAAUGAAUGUUGCUCAAUUAUACCCUGGAUUUAAAGCCGCUAUCCGCUCUUUAAAGUCCAAGAACGACACCACACUUUCUGCUCAGGUCAAAGGCAAUGGAUUCUGGGAAAAGAGCUUCGAAUCAUAAGAGAAUUUUUUUAUAUAGAAG